UAUACCAACCUACACUCCUUGCUCCUACAUAUCCCGCGCCUUGCAUGCAGUUCCAAGUAUCAUCAAGCAGUGAUACUCAAAGCACCACUUUCCAGUUAUCUAAGUUAUUCAACUAUCACAGUAUUUUAACCAUGGAUACUUGCAAGAAGUCACCCCUGAAGCCAUGGAAGAAAGGGCCAACUAGGGGGAAAGGUGGUCCACAAAAUGCCUCGUGCGAGUACCGAGGUGUUAGGCAGAGAACUUGGGGCAAAUGGGUUGCUGAGAUAAGAGAGCCAAAGAAGAGAACCAGACUCUGGCUUGGUUCUUUUUCCACAGCUGAAGAAGCUGCCAUGGCUUAUGAUGAGGCUGCAAGGAGACUCUAUGGACCAGAUGCAUACCUUAAUCUUCCCCAUCUGCAGCCCAGGUCUACUUCACCUAUUACACCAGGAAAGUUCAAAUGGUUCCCUUCCAAGAACUUCAUUUCGAUGUUCCCUUCCUGUGGAUUACUCAAUUUAAGUGCUCAACCCAGUGUUCAUUUUAUCCAUCAGAGGCUACAAGAGCUAAAGAAAAAUUCAGUUGAGAGGCAGUCCCCAAAUAGUUCAUCCAAUGAUCCAGAGGCAGAAAUUCAGAAUGUAGUGGACAACACUAAUCAUGCAGAAAGUCCUCCAAAAGACUCUCAAACAUCAUCAGAGGAGGUUCCAGGAGAUAUUCAAGAGAAACCCCAGAUAGACCUACAUGAGUUUCUUCAACAGCUGGGAAUACUUAAAGAUGAAAAACAGUCAGCUGAUAGCACAGAAAGUUCAACAGUUCCUGAAGCUGUGUUGAGAUAUGAAAAUGACGAAUUGGGAGUGUUUUCUGACACGAGUGUUAACUGGGAGGCUUUGAUUGAGAUGCAUGGAAUUGCUGGUAUUCAGGAAUUAGAAUCCACCCAGCUUGAAGCAUAUGGCCCAAAUGAUGACCUUACUUUUUCAACUUCCAUUUGGAACUUCUAAGUAACUUGUUUUUUCUGUUCAAGAAAAGAGAGUAGGUUAGAUAUGGGUACUUGGAAUAUCAGAUUAAGCACUUUAGUCCUGUUUAUGUCUGCAGAAUUUGAAUCUGCUGGCAGCAUAUAAGAGUAGGAAAGUAGCUAGAUUAGUAGACUACCAGGUAGAAAAGAACUUUCAUCAUUCUGCAAGAUGAGAAAGUGAGGAUUUUUAUUGCAGUUGCAGAUGCAAUAAUCCGUAGCAUCUUGUGCGAGUGUUAUGGACUGCAGAAUUAAAAAAGAAGCUCAUCCAUAGCCAACAAUCUGAGACAUCAAAUUUGGAAUGUCACGGAUUUCUUUGAGAGAAGCUGUUAGGAAUAUGAGGCAGGUUCAAGAUCUAAUCUAUUUU
This is a messenger RNA of Vigna angularis (adzuki bean), 1349 nucleotides long. RefSeq names its product dehydration-responsive element-binding protein 2F. The record is from RefSeq and is a predicted model, not a curated record. NCBI's taxonomy places the organism in Eukaryota, Viridiplantae, Streptophyta, Magnoliopsida, Fabales, Fabaceae. Gene Ontology annotation, cellular component: nucleus. Bases 45 to 971 code for a protein of 308 amino acids. Gene Ontology annotation, molecular function: DNA-binding transcription factor activity; transcription cis-regulatory region binding. Gene Ontology annotation, biological process: positive regulation of DNA-templated transcription; response to stress. The transcript has a single exon.